This is a messenger RNA of Loxodonta africana (African savanna elephant), 3949 nucleotides long. RefSeq names its product C-X3-C motif chemokine ligand 1 (gene CX3CL1). Bases 48 to 1313 code for a protein of 421 amino acids. The record is from RefSeq and is a predicted model, not a curated record. Lineage: Eukaryota; Metazoa; Chordata; Mammalia; Proboscidea; Elephantidae. Gene Ontology annotation, cellular component: extracellular region. Gene Ontology annotation, biological process: immune response; eosinophil chemotaxis. The transcript has 3 exons. Gene Ontology annotation, molecular function: chemokine activity.
UGCCUGGCCCUUGCUGCCAGCCCUGACUGGAUCCCCGCCACUCUGCAAUGACUCCCCUGACGCGCUCGUGGCUGCUGCGCCUGGCUGUUCUGUUCCACCUGACCAUCCUGCUGGCCGGGGCUUCUGUGGACCCAGGACAGCCCCGCGGGAUGAAUAAAUGCGAGAUCACGUGCAAUAAGAUGACCUGGCCCAUCCCUGUGAAACUGCUACUCCGCUAUGAAGGCAACCCUGAGUCCUGCGGCAAGCCUGCCAUCAUCUUGGUGACAAAGAAGCAUAGAUUGUUCUGUGCUAACCCAGACGAGAAAUGGGUCCAGGAGGCCAUGGAGCAUCUGGACCGCCAGGCAGCUGCUCUGACCGAAAAUGGGGGCACGUUUGAGAAGCUUAUGGGCACAGGAGGGCCCACGGCAACCCCAGCCAAAUGGGAAACGUACAAGUAUGCCGUGUCAGAGCCCAAAGCUGCAGGGGAGAGCAGUGGUCCGGAGCUAACUCCUCCUUCUCAGGAGGCACAGAAUGCCUUGGGGACUUCCCCAGAGCUGCCAACCAGAGUGGCCAUUUCUUCGGGGACCAAGUCCCCCUCAACCUCAAAGGCUGAGGAUGAAGGUCCUCCACCAGGGCCUGAGGGAACUGAGCUUUUCAAUGUAGCUGCUGUCUCCACCAUGACAUCUACCAUGAUAACUUGGCAGAGUUCUGCUGCCUACCAACCUGGGUCAGGCCUCUGGGUGGAGGGAACGGCCUCUGAAGCCCCCUCCACAGAAGCCCCCUCCACCGAGGCCCACUCCACUCAGGACCCCUCCACUGAGGCACCCACCAUUUCACACCCAGCCCCAGAAGACAGUGUUGGGGCUGAAGGCCAACUGGUAUGGGUCCAGGAACAGAGCCCCAUGCCAGAGAACUCUCCAGGGUCUGAGGAGAUUGGUCCCAUUGCAGCUCACACAGAUGCUUUCCUGGACUGGGGGCCUAGCAGUAUGGCCCACACUUCUGUGGUCCCCGUCUCCUUUGUAGGAACCCCCAGCAGGGAGCGAGGGGCUAAAGGCAGCUGUGCUCCGAAGGCUGAGGAGACCAUUCACACCGCUAUGGACCCCCAGAGGCUGGGAGCUCUCAUCACUCCUAUCCCUGACCCUCAGGCAGCCACCCGGAGGCAGGCAGUGGGGCUGCUAGCCUUCCUUGGCCUUCUUUUCUCCCUGGGGGUGGCCAUGUUUGCCUACCAGAGCUUCCAGGGCUGCUCCCACAGAAUGGCGGGGGAGAUGGUGGAAGGGCUUCGCUAUGGCCCCCUGAUCUGUGGCAGUAACUCAUAUGUCCUGGUGCCAGUGUGAGCUAUCUACCUGCCUGCAUCCAGUUGUUUGACUCAGACAAUUGCUUGGAGCCCCCUUCCUCAGACCCACUCUCAUCCAAGGGCCCGGCUAGAGCUGGGAUGAUCAGAGCAGGGAGGCAGGAUCCUCCAGGUAGGAUGGCUCCCAGCUCUGGGACUCACCCCAGGAGGCCACCUUGACCAUUCUUUUUUUUCACUUUGAAAGUAUAUUCUUCUUUUUUUGUAAAUUUUUGUGCUUUAAGUGAAAGUUUAUAAACCAAGUCAGUCUCUCAUAUAAAAACAUAUACACCUUGCUAUAUACUCCUAGUUACUCUCCCUGUAAUGAGACAGCACACUCCUUCCCUCCACUCUCUGUUUUCCUGUCCAUUUGGCCAGCUUCUGACCCCCUCUGCCCUCUCAUCUCUUCUCCAGACAGGAGCUACCCACAUAGUCUCAUGUGUACCUUGACCAUUCUUGACUUAUUGGAGACAGGAGAGUGGCCUCUACAACUCAUUCUGAUGUCCCCAAUUCAGAAAAUCCCCUCUGCUGCUGGCUGGCUAGAGGCUCCCUUUGAUAUCAUCCCAGCCCCAAUGAACAAUUUAUUUAUUGAAUGCCUAGCCCCUCAGACCCAUGCCCCCAUAUGGAGAUCACAAUCACUCCCAACUGACAAAGGAGCCUCAGGCCAGGCCUUCUGUCCGCACCCUCAGACUCAUCGUGUCUCUUGGUCCCGCUGUAGUCGCCAGUCCCCCGGCCACCAGCGGUGCUAUCUCUCCCUGUCCCCUGUACAGAACCCACCCCCAGCCGGGGACAUGUUUCUUUUUCUUUUUUUGCAUGAGGCUAUUGUAGUAUUUCCUGGGUGUUUCCCAGCCAAAGCUCUGUCCUCCUUGUCAGUCAGGCAUUGCGAGAAAGGAGAUGAAGUUAUCUGGUAGUGAGAUUCUUUUCCUCCUUGGUCUACGCUGUGCAACGAAGGGGCAUUUACUACUAGUCUGAAGGCUAGGGUUUGAGUCACAAGUCUGCCAUCAACCCAGCAAGGCCUUGGUGUGACAGAGGGUAGGCAGCUCCUUUCCCUUUUCUGUGCCUCUAGUUUCCCACCUGUGAAAGGAAAUAGUUGGGUUAGAUAAGGGAUGGUGAAUAUGUGACAAAAACCUGUACCCCUGACAGGCAGCUCUAAUCGAUCCAGAUCCCCUCUCCCCCCACCGCUGGAUGUAGCCUGAGUCUUUCUCAAACAGAGUACCUUAGCCAGUCACUUCCAAUCACCUGUGAUCUAGAGGGGCUGCAAGGGAGCAAACGAUAGCUCAGGCCCUGCCUCGUUGGAAGGGAGUCUGCCCUGUGGGCCUCCUGAAGGGUGGCUAGGCUGCGGUGCUUGAGGGACCCACUUUGGAAGUCUCCUCCCCCGACACUGAGACAACACUGAGCUCUGCACCCCACCAGAGGGACUGGCUGAAGGAGGAUAGGAGAGUCUGCAGGCUUCUGGGUGCUGAGACCUCCAUGGAAGAAGCCAAGGGAAAGCUGUUGAAGCAGUCACACUCCUCGACGCUGCUUGUGCAAGUGGCCAGGCUCUCUGUCCCCUGGUCCCACACACUCUGGGCCCAGCAUUUGCUCUUUUGUCCCUAAGCCUGGGUCCCCCUUCCACUUGUCUCAUUCCUGAAAACACUGUUUUCUGCACUCGGAGAUCUCUCCUCAUUGUCACCCGCACCUCGGGAAGACCUAGGAAUUUCCAUGAGUUUCCAUAAGAUCAAAAUCCACCGAUGAAACCUGAGGUUCCAGUGUUUCCGAAAGGGACUCCUUGGGGAGGGAAAUUGUGGACAUGAGUCAGGCUGCCUGUUUGGCUCCUGAUGGCUCAGGCACUCCCGGAUGGGCUGGAGGCUGACUGGGCUGGCCACUGCCCACUGAUCAGGGUCCCUGGUGGCAGCACCUCCCCAUUGCCCUCAAUUGUGACCCUUCCUUCCACCUGAGGGAAGCCUCCCAUGGCCUGGGCUCCACCAGGGAGCAUGUGCCACACUGUGCAGAUGGGACUGGUUGCUCAGUGAGAGAAACCACGGCUCUGGUCUGCAGAGGCUCUGCACUUCUGCCUACCCGAUGCUCCAGUCUGCAGAGGCUCUGCACUUCUGCCUACCCAACGCUCCAGCAUCAUCUACUAGGCCAGGCUCAGGGUGUUCGGGAAGGUUGGGGUCACCCAGAGAGCCCAAAGGAGUGGAGAACAGAGCUGAACACAAUUUGCUUAGGCUCCUCCAGGCUGGGAGAGCCUUCAAGGGACAGGUCCCCAGCCAUGGGGCUCCCCUCCUUUGUGAAGAAGAGGCUGGGGGCAACUGGUGCCCCUUCCACAGAUUUCGUUAGCUCCUCCGUGAAGGACAUGGAUGAGGACAAUUUGGGGAGGACUUUGGAAGGAGUUGGUUGAUCCUUUUGCUUUUCCAAACCUCAUCACUUAAUGUCUGUGCCAUUUUGUAUUUUACUAAUAAAAUUGAAAAGUCUUGUGAAUCAAAUAAGAGUGCUCUUUCUAGGGCAGGUCCAGCUACCAGGAUCUCAAGGGGAAUGUAACAAGGGAGGGCAAAGACCUCUGUGUCAGCCCUGGCGGAGGUGAGGCAGGAGCCCCAGCCUGCCUGGGGCAGAGGGGCAGGAAGUUUUACAAUCAGCAGAAGAGGCACUAGGAUGGGGGUGAGG